This is a messenger RNA of Blepharisma stoltei, 969 nucleotides long. NCBI's taxonomy places the organism in Eukaryota, Ciliophora, Heterotrichea, Heterotrichida, Blepharismidae. The record is from the annotation of a GenBank genome assembly.
AUGCUUAUGUCAGAAAUGCGAUCGUCAGAAGAACCAAAACAUACAGUCUUUUAUCACACCGAAGGGAAACUUAAAAAAGGCUUCACCAAAAAAGGCCCCAAAAAGCCAGGCUCACCACCAGAAUUCAAAAAAGACUCAGCCUCCUCCACGUCCGAUAGUGACCCAGCCAAAGCACUUCCAAUCCCCCACGGAGACAAUCCAUAUGCCAAAGCCAAACAAGCUGAAUACAAAGACAAAGAUUACAAAAAGGCCGAGCUCUACUACAAGCAAGCCAUAGCCCAAGGCGAUAGAGUAGAAAGCGCAGUUAAGGACUUAGCCAGUUUAUUGCACCAGCGAGGCAAAACCGCUGAAGCCUGCAAGCUUUUGGAGACCCACCGCGGUUUAUUUGUAAAUGAUUUUGAAAAGUACCAAAACUUGUACAAUACCAUUUACAAGCAGUUAGACGAAACUGCUAGCUCUCUCAGCAGGAUUUUAAAAGUUUCAGGGCUACAUAAAGAUGAAACUUCUGAUAAAGUGAGGGAGCUGUUCAACAAUUCUUCAAGAAUUUUAGAAGUGGUGAUGGGAACUGAAGAGGAGGAUGGGGACACAAAUUAUUACGCUUUCCUCAGAUUCAAUUCUCACUCUUCAGCUAGAAAAGCUUUAGAAGGCUUCAGAAACUGGACUCGGCACAGAGUGGAGUGGGUCAGGAAAUCUGGAGAAAUCAUAGGAGACGCCCAUUAUGCCCGUCAUAAAAUGGAGGAAUACAGAAAAGCUAACCCAACGUUCGACUAUAUCAUUUUUGAAAGAGACCCUAAAGGCUACGUCCUUAGCUUGCCAAUUGAUGGACACAGCGCAAAAAAAGAAGACUUCUCUGAAGGCGAGCUUUCGGUCAAAGGGCUACUUGGAAGCGAACUUUAUGAGUCCAUUUUUAAUUAUAUGGACGCCUCGCCAAUCAACUCUUUACGAGUGUCUGAAGUGCGUGUAAACUAA